AUGGCGUCCAGCGCCGCGGACGGGUUCGUCCCCGCGGCGGCGGCGGCGGCGCCCCGGCCGGUGCCGGCGCUCGCGGCGGCGGCUCCGCCGCCGGAGAGACAGGCGGAGCAGGUACGCUCGUUUCUCUACCCCGGCGAAGAUGAGCUCCCGGAUGACGUGAACAUGACGAUCUGGGAGCACCUCGAGGAGCUGCGGGACCGCGCGUUGGUCUCCGCGGGGGCGUGCGCCGUCGCGAUCCUCCUCUGCUUCUGCUUCGCCAAGGAUCUGGUCAUCUUCCUGGAGCAACCCGUGAUCGAUCAGGUCAAGUUUCUCCAGCUCGGCCCGGGGGAGUACUUCUUCACGACGGUCAAGGUCGCCGGCUACUGCGGCUUGCUCCUCGGCGCCCCCGUGGUGCUCUACGAGGCGAUCGCAUACGUCGUUCCCGGUCUCACGCGGGACGAGCGCAAGUUCCUCGCGCCCAUCGUCCUCGGCUCCUCCGUACUCUUCUACGCCGGCAUCGGCUUCGCGUAUGCGAUUUUAACGCCAGCCGCUCUGAAGUUUUUCAUCGGGUACAGCAACGAGGCUGUGGAGUCGCUGUGGUCGAUCGAUCAGUACUUCGAGUUUGUCCUUGUGCUGCUCUUCUCCACCGGGCUGUCGUUCCAGGUGCCGGUGAUUCAGCUGCUCUUGGGCCAGUCCGGGUUGGUGUCGUCGGCGCAGAUGCUGAGCAUCUGGCGGUACGUCGUCGUCGGGUCCGUCGUAGCGGCGGCGGUGCUGACGCCGAGCACGGACCCGUUCACGCAGAUGCUGCUGGCGGUGCCGCUGAUGUCGCUGUACCUCGGCGGCGCCGCGCUCGUCGGGGUGGUGGAGAAGGGCCGGGGCGUCAACCAGAUCGAGGGUUGA
Molecule: messenger RNA, 879 nt
Organism: Micromonas commoda
Lineage: Eukaryota; Viridiplantae; Chlorophyta; Mamiellophyceae; Mamiellales; Mamiellaceae
Product: twin arginine targeting family
Exons: 1
Coding region: 1-879 (292 amino acids)
Biological process (GO): protein transport by the Tat complex; intracellular protein transmembrane transport
Cellular component (GO): TAT protein transport complex; membrane
Molecular function (GO): proton motive force dependent protein transmembrane transporter activity
Source: RefSeq, a predicted model, not a curated record